This is a messenger RNA of Pistacia vera, 2014 nucleotides long. Its product is annotated as terpene synthase 10-like. Gene Ontology annotation, molecular function: terpene synthase activity; magnesium ion binding. Lineage: Eukaryota; Viridiplantae; Streptophyta; Magnoliopsida; Sapindales; Anacardiaceae. The record is from RefSeq and is a predicted model, not a curated record. Gene Ontology annotation, biological process: diterpenoid biosynthetic process.
UAUAGUUGCAUUAGUAUUAGUGCAUAAACAAUAGUUUCUGAGCAUUCGUGCUUGCAGCAUCCUUGCUCUUUGUUCCACAAACCUAGUACAUUUUAUGCGCCACACAGUCACAAGUAAUCCUGCAUCUACUUUCACCAUUAAAAUUUACUUUGACUUUGAAACCUUUCAAAUCAAAAUAUGGCUCUUCACCAACUCACUUCACUCCCUGCUACUACUUUCAGCAGAUUGCCGCCUACAAAUUAUCGCAUCUCAAUUGCAUCAUUUAGCAAAAAUGUUGUCUUUCCUAGUGGAGUUCAAUGCAUGGCUUCCAUUAAAAUGUGUGAUGAAACCAUUGUCAGGCGAUCAGCUAAUUACCAACCUUCCAUUUGGAGCUCUGAUUAUGUUCAAUCGUUGAAGAGUGAUAUUUUAAUCAUGCAGGGACAAUCAUUUGCCCAGCGAGUGAAAAAGCUGAAAAAAGAUGUGAGGCUGAUGCUGGACACUGUGGUGGAUCCUUUACAUCAACUGGAGCUCGUUGAUGAUUUGCAAAGACUUGGAAUAUCGUAUCACUUUGAGGAUGAAAUUAAGAGCAUUCUGAAUAGCAUAUAUAACAAAAACCAAAAACAGAAAAGUUUGUAUGCCGUAGCUCUUGAAUUCAGACUCUUAAGACAACAUGGCUACGACAUAUCAGCAGAAAUUUUCAAUAAUUUCAGCGAUGAGAAGCGACACUUCAAGUCAUGCCUCAAUGAUGAUUGCAAAGGAAUUUUAUCUUUGUAUGAAGCAGCAUUUCUUUUGAAAGAAGGAGAGAAUGCGAUCUUCCAUGAUAUUAGAAGUUUCACGACCUCAUACCUUAAGGCAUAUCUGAAGGAUAACAAAGAUCAAUAUCUCUCGGCUGUAGUGAGCCAUGCAUUGGAGCUUCCACUGAAUUGGAGGAUGCUAAGAUUGGAGGCAAGGUGGGUCAUAGAUUUAUAUGAGAGAAGACCUGACAUGAACAAUAGUGCUAAACUGGAUUUCAACAUGGUACAAGCAACGCACCAAGACGAUCUAAAAUAUUCAUCAAGGUGGUGGGGAAAUACAGGUCUUGCGGAGAAGUUAAGUUUUGCAAGGGACAGACUGAUGGAGAAUUUCUUAUGGACUGUGGGAGUCAUAUUCGAACCUGAGUUUGGAUAUUGUAGGAGAAUGUCCACAAAGGUCAAUGCUUUAAUUACGACCAUUGAUGAUGUCUAUGACGUUUAUGGUACCUUGAAUGAACUUGAGCUCUUUACAGAUGUUGUUGAGAGAUGGGACGUCAAUGCAAUGGAGCAACUUCCGGAGUAUAUGAAGAUUUGUUUUUUAGUUCUCCACACUACCAUAAACGAAAUGGCUUUAGAUGCUCUCAAAGCACACGGAGUUGAUAUUAUUCCUUACCUAAAGAAACAGUGGGCAGAUAUAUGUAAAUCCUAUUUGUUGGAGGCAAAAUGGUACCAUAGCGGAUACAUCCCAACACUUGCAGAAUACAUUGAGAAUGCAUGGGUUUCUAUAUCAGGUCCUGUGAUUUUAGUACACGCUUAUUUUUUCAUUACAAAUCCAAUUACAAAGGAGGCGUUGGAAUGCUUGGAAGAAUAUAACAAUAUAAUUCGCUGGUCAUCAAUGAUUUUACGACUUGCAGAUGACUUGGGAGCAUCAUCUGAUGAGUUAAAAAGAGGGGAUGUUGCUAAAUCUAUUCAAUGUUACAUGCACGAAACUAGAGCAUUUGAAACGGAUACUCGUGAACACAUACGAGAAAUGAUUAUUGUAACAUGGAUGAAGAUGAACAAAGAUCGAUUAGAAAAUCCUCACUUGUCGAACACUAUUUUUAUUGAAAUUGCAAUGAGCCUCGCCAGGAUGGCUCAAUGCAUGUACCAAUACGGAGAUGGGCAUGGUAUUUCAAACCGUGAAACUAAAGAUCGUGUCUUAUCACUACUUGUUAAUCCCAUUCCAUUAACAUAUGAAUAUCAUAAGUGAUAUAAAGAAUUAAAGAUCACUGUAUAUUAGUAUAUAUAUGCUUGUUGCACAAACC